Messenger RNA from Colletotrichum acutatum, 633 nucleotides. RefSeq lists its product as uncharacterized. The record is from RefSeq and is a predicted model, not a curated record. The transcript has a single exon. The coding region runs from base 1 to 633 and encodes 210 amino acids. NCBI's taxonomy places the organism in Eukaryota, Fungi, Ascomycota, Sordariomycetes, Glomerellales, Glomerellaceae.
AUGGCCGCAAAGGAAUUUAGCGCUUACCACAACCCACGACCAUGGAUGGUACGACGCCCUAUUCGAGUUCGAUCGCGAACCAACACUCCCGCUCCCCUGAGGAUCACUACGGAGAUAUCCGAAGACGCCAAGUUGAAGCCGGUUUCUGUUCACGAUAUGGGAAUUAUUUCUCCUGCGGUGUCCACUCCAGCCAUACCUCCUGCUGCACCAGAAGAUUCCGGCGAACCGACCGGCAGAGGUGCUACCAACGAGUUGAUUGCCAAGGAAGUUGAUGCAAGCGAGCUGCCUCUACCCGCGUCUCCGCCAAUCGAUUGUCGAUUCACGGACUUUUCGAACUUGCUGGGCAUCAACGUCCAUCCUCCACCAGAGGAUGAGGCUGUUGCCAUGCCUAACGACGAGCCUGCACCGUAUUGCCGUGCCGCACCCGACGAGGAUCUCUAUGGAUGGGAUGCCGAGCUUGAGCGGCAAAGCCAGCAAAGCAGUCCAGUUUUACCGUGCCCGUGCGACGCUGAUUACCAAUACCGACGGACGAGCAUGACGAAGCGUAGUCUCUUGCACCGAGUCUUCAGCAUGGGAGGUUCGCCCAAAGAUAUCAACAUUGAAGUGUGCAGAGCUAGUAGCACCUCUAGCUAG